This is a messenger RNA of Rhinolophus ferrumequinum (greater horseshoe bat), 2133 nucleotides long. RefSeq names its product zinc finger protein 211. Lineage: Eukaryota; Metazoa; Chordata; Mammalia; Chiroptera; Rhinolophidae. Gene Ontology annotation, molecular function: DNA-binding transcription factor activity, RNA polymerase II-specific; RNA polymerase II cis-regulatory region sequence-specific DNA binding. The transcript is spliced from 3 exons. Bases 206 to 1672 code for a protein of 488 amino acids. Gene Ontology annotation, biological process: regulation of transcription by RNA polymerase II. The record is from RefSeq and is a predicted model, not a curated record.
CAAAGGCGGAACUUCCGGCGUCCUCAUCAUGUCGCCUAUUCUUACAACUAUGUUUUGGUUCUAAAGCGUCCGGUCGGGACCGAGAAAGGGCAGAGGAAUCGUGGUCUCCGCCGCACUGACACGGGUCUGAAGCGCCGCCAGAGUGACCCGCGCUCUUGGGCCCUCCUCUCCUGCCGCUCCCGCCCCGCCCCGCCCACAGAGUUCGAUGGCGGCAGUCGCGCUGAGCGGUCCGGCUCAGGGCAGUGUGACCUUUGAAGAUGUGGCCGUGUUCUUCUCCUGGGAGGAGUGGGAGCUCCUUGAUGAGGCUCAAAGACACCUGUACCAUGAUGUGAUGCUGGAGAACUUGAGACUUAUAACCUCCCCGGGUUGUUGGUGUGGGGCAGAGGAUGAGGCACCUGAGCAGAGCAUUUCUGUAGAGAGAGUGUCACAGGUCAGGAGUUCCAAGGCAGGUCUGUCUUCCCAGAGGGCCCAUCCAUGUGAGAGGUGUACCCCAGUGCUGAAAGAUAUUUUGCACUUGGCUGAUCACCAGGGAAGAACACAUCAUGGACAGAAGCUGUGCAGGCUUGCCUCAUGUGGGAAACAGUUAUAUUUCAGUGCAAACCUCCCUCAGCACCAGACACAGAACAUCGGAGAGAAACCCUUCAGAAUCGAUGUGAGCAGAGCCUCCUUUGGGAAUGACUGCACAUUUCAUGUGUCUGGGAAGCGCUUUACCUGCUGGGUGGUUGGGAAGGACUUCCUGGCCACUUCAGGAUUUCUCCAGGUGCAAACCACUAACACUGAAGAAACUUCAAACACUGGAACCAAGUAUGUGGCAGCCUUCACCAGGCAAAAAACGCAUUACAAUCCUCAAGAAUGCACAAAAGCUUUGAGGUACAAACACACCCUUGUUCAUCACCAGAGAGUCCUCAAUAGAGAAAGAUGUUACAUAUGCAGUGAAUGUGGGAAAUCCUUUGGCCAGAGCUACAGCCUUAUUAGACACUGGAGAGUUCACUCGGAAGAAAGGCCUUAUGAGUGCGGGCAAUGUGGGAAAUCCUUUAGCAAAAGCUGUACCCUCAGUAACCAUCAGAGAGUUCACACUGGAGAAAGGCCUUAUGAAUGUAGGGAAUGUGGGAAGACCUUUACCCACAGCUCUAACCUCAUGAAACACCAAAGAGUUCACACUGCAGAAAGGCCUUAUGAGUGCAAAGAAUGUGGGAAAUUCUUUACCUACAGGUCCAUUCUCUUAGAACACCAAAGAGUUCACACUGGAGAAAGGCCUUAUGAAUGCAGCGAAUGUGGGAAAUCAUUUAGCCAAAGAUCCCACCUCAAUAACCAUGGGAGAAUUCACACUGGAGAAAGGCCAUAUGAAUGCUGUCAAUGUGGAAAAUCAUUUAGCCAUAGCUCCAGCCUCAUUAAACACCAGAUAGUUCACAGUGGAGAAAGACCUUAUGAAUGUGGGGAAUGUGGGAAGUCCUUUUAUCAAAAUUCUGGCCUCAUUCAACACCAGAGAGUUCACACUGGAAUAAGGCCUUAUGAGUGUGGUGAAUGUGGAAAAUUAUUUAGUAACAAAUCCAACCUCAAUAAACAUUGGAGAGUUCACACUGGAGAAAGGCCUUAUGAGUGCUGUGAAUGUGGGAAAUCCUUUAGUCAAAGCUCCAGUCUCAUUCAACACCAGAAGGUACACACCAGAUAAUGGCCUUAUGAGUGAUGUUAUGUCCCCCCCACAUUCAUAUGUUGAAACCCUAUUCCCUAGUGUGAUAGUAUUAGGAGGUAAGGUCUUUGGGAGAUAAUUAGGAUAAAAAUGGGUCAUGAGAGUAGAACCAUCAUGAAUGGGAUUAGUGUCCUUAUAAGAAUCGAAAGAGUUUUCUUUCUCCAUCUACUAUUUUAGGACCCUUUGAGAAGAUGGUCCUCUAUGAAGCAGGAAGCAAGUUUUCACUAGACACUGGACUGACCAUAUAUGGACCAUGAUGUCAGAUGUCCAGCCUUCAGAAGUGUGAGAAAUAAAUUUCUGUUGUUUAUAAGCCCCCCAGUUUGUACUAUUUUAUAGCAGCCCAAGCUAAGACAAAUGUGUAGAAUAUGGGUAAUCCUUUAACCAAAGAUACAGUCUCAUAAAAAUCAGAAAAUUCACACUGGAAUAAAGCCUUUAUGAGUGCA